Molecule: messenger RNA, 3373 nt
Organism: Synchiropus splendidus (mandarinfish)
Lineage: Eukaryota; Metazoa; Chordata; Actinopteri; Syngnathiformes; Callionymidae
Gene: entrep2
Product: family with sequence similarity 189 member A1
Exons: 12
Coding region: 373-2802 (809 amino acids)
Cellular component (GO): membrane
Source: RefSeq, a predicted model, not a curated record
GCGGUCCUGCCACACGGAUCGUGUGAUCACAGACGCCGUGUUUGAAGAGCAGCUCCCUCUCGUCCUCGGUGACCGCAGCUCCCCUCCUGCGCCUCUGCGACUGCUGAUCCCGCAGGUCCAAGCGAGACGAAGCUGGUGACAGCGACAUGAUCCGAGGUGGUUUUCGCGUGCGCACGCUCGAGCCUUGACUCGAUGGCUCAUUUGUCUGGAGCCCCUUUCGCGUAUUUAAGGUAAUUCUGCUGCCGUUUCAUCUCGCCCGCCUCCGGCUGACAAUUGAUGGAGGACGCCAGAGCCUGACUCCGAGUUGGUCCUGAGAAUUUUUGGAUACAAACUCCUUCCAGAAUUGUAUUUUCUCCCCGCUUGCGAGCGAGGAUGCCGGUGAACGCGCUGCCCCCCCGCGGAGGCGGCAGCAGCUUCGGCGGCCCGGGCUCCCUCAGCCCCGCGUCACUGUCCCGGAGCCUGUCUCGCCUGAGGGAGUUCCGAACCCGAACCCGCAUCAUGCUGGCGCUGGGGGUCUCGCAGAUGCUCCUGGGGAGCCUCAUCCUGGCCGUCAGCUUUGCGGCUCUGGCUCUCACCACCUCGCCCAGGGUCCGACACUCGUGCCCUUUCUGGGCUGGUUUCUCCGUUCUGCUCUCUGGGUUGAUUGGAGUGGUGUCAUGGAAGAGGCCGCUUUCUCUUGUGAUCACAUUCUUCAUGUUGCUGUCCGCUGUCUGUGUGAUGCUCAACCUUGCCGGAUCCAUCCUUUCCUGCCAGAAUGCUAAGUUGGUCGACUCGCUGGAGGACUGUCAGCUGUGUGGAUGUGUGUUCUCUGCUCCUUCCCCCCAGCUCAAGUUUGACAGCGAUGGAGUGUGUGUUUGCUGUGAACUGCAACAACAGAGUUCGAGCUGCAACAACCUGGGAGAGACUCUGAAACUCAACCCGCUGAGGGACUGCAACACCAUCCGCCUUCGUCUCAAGGAGCUGCUCUUCAGCGUCUGUGCCCUGAACGUCAUCUCCACGGUGGUGUGCGCGCUGGCUACCGCCAUGUGCUGCAUGCAGAUGGUCUCCACUGAUGUGCUGCAGAUGUUCUUGCCACACAGAGCCCGAGCCCUAAAUGCCGACUGCAUGACCCCCCAUGGGACCAUUCUCCACCAAACGCUGGACUUUGAUGAGUUUAUCCCCCCCAUCCCUCCGCCGCCGUACUACCCCCCAGAGUACACGUGCACCCCUUCCAUGGAUGGGCAAAGAGGCCUUCAUCUGGACUUCCCCCACUCCCCCUUCAGUGCCAUCUACGGGGUGCCCAUCAACAGUCCAGGGACUCUGUAUCCUACUGACCUCCCCCCUCCGUACGAGUCGGUGGUCAGUCAGACGCCUGCCAGUCAGGUGACCACCAGCAAUGAGCAGCAGGCUACUGGAUCCAGUUUGGGUGACAGGAACACAACUGCAGGACUCAGCACUCAAGCGUCUGUGGAUAGCGCCUCCCUGAUGGUGUCAGAAGUCGUCGAUCAGGACCAGACUUGCUCCUCAGAGGACCUGUGCUCUCUGGAGGUCCAGGGUUCGGACUCCUCUCCGUACGGCACACUGCGCACUGCGCCCAUCGAUGGCAGCUGCAACAGUCUGGAGCUUUGCACGCGGAUGCGCUGUCGUCACGGCAACAGCGACGCCCGGCCCAGUGACACCGGCUACAGCGAGUCCUCUCACACCCAGUCUCUGGAGAGGUCUCCGGACUGGUCCUCGGAGAACUUCAGCAACCUCGAGGACUCUGCUGAAAACACACAUGCAUGUGAGGAUCUCAGGCCUGCCAUGCCUCUCUGCGAUGAGCUGGCGUCAGCCAAACACCAGCCGGAUGAGCCUCCCAGAGUGUCAGCCCACUCCCUGAUCAAGGCUCGGAUGAUGAGCCGCAAGCUGACGCUUCCCGUGGCUAUCGCUCCGCCGCCUCAGCCUUGUUCUCCCACCUCAGUGGCCUCCUCUGGCGGAACUUCAGCCAUCAGCCCCAUGGUCCCCUCUCCAUCCCCGUCCCCUCCCAGCAGACUGCGGGGCCCCAGGCUGUGCUUCAGCGUUUGGUCACCGUCCUCUUCCUCACAGCCCCCGUCCACCUCAGCUAACAGCGGCUCUUCGCCCUCAGAGCGGCCACGGGGGUUCAGAGCUGCCAAAAGGUACCGCAAACUGGCACGCAUCGUCCGGUCCACCAGCGACCCCAUCUCCUGCUCCUCCUCGACAGGAAGAGAAAUCAUUGCCUGCACUCCGGCCAACAACCCAUCGACUGAAGGAUCGACUCAUACAUCACCGGAGCAAGAGCAGACGGACAACUCCACUGAAGCGGUGGGAGACAAAACGGUUCGUGUAGGAGUCAGGAAGAAGCAGCAACAGAAGGAGAGCAGGAAAGUGGACUUGAACCUGAAGCCGAAACCCGGGCAGGGGCUGGUGGCGCACGAGCAGCAGCACUCCAUGGCCGACUUUAAAAUGUACAAAGACACCAAAAUUCUGGUGGCCAAGUUCCUGGAGCAUUCGAGCUGUGCGUUACCUCCCGAGGUGCAACAAGUGGUCAACAAUAUCAAGUGUGUCAUCAAGUCCGAUGAGAAGCACAUGGAGGAGGCCAUCUAUAGUGCCAACGUCAUAGACCAGGUGAUGACUCACCGCAUCACAGGAAGUCCCAGGAAGCAUGGCCAAGAGGACCUUCACCUGCAGAGCUGUGGUGCCUUGAGUUCUUCUCCCUCCACACGCCGACCCAAACUCCUCUCUCAAACAACCAGUGCCUGUUCCCAUCCCUUGGACUCGCCCUUGUCCGAGCAAGGUUUCGAGUGCAGAGAAACCGUUCUUUGACCUCAUGUGUCACCGGACUUACAACAGCGACGGCCUCCCAAAAGUGCCAGUGUUGCAGUCAGACUGUGCGGAGCUACAGUGAACAAGUGAGCUUGCGAGUCGGCAGCACGAAGGUGGGAGUGGAAAUCUAAAAUUGGCCUUGAGCUAUAUCUCUUAUCGAACUGCGAGACCAUGCAAGUCAUCAGCCAAAAUGGUAGCAAACUCACUCUGAGCCUGCGAGUGUCUCUAGUGGCUUCUUUCUCAUCAGAAUGUUCCUCCCUCAGGGGAUCUUUUAUACCACGUUUCUUCAUAAACAAACUGGUGAUAUGGGAUCUGCGAGUAAAGGGAAACUGAAGACAUUGUGCCGUGGAUAUAUUUUUCUUUCUUGUCUGAGUUUGAAUAAGGAGAAAUAUAUUUGUAUUCAUGUCAACUGAACUGAGGGAUAUUUGAUAGCCGUUGUUUGCUACCUGUGUGCGACUGUACCUGAUAAGACUGGUGAUUCUUUUAUGUUGCCGCUGAUGAAAGGACAACUUACCUCAUGUGUUGCUGUUCUUAUCAGUGUUACAAUAAAAUGCAAGUUUAUAACAUGUGA